This is a messenger RNA of Perca flavescens (yellow perch), 1344 nucleotides long. It is a transcript of the gene cnih2, whose product is annotated as cornichon family AMPA receptor auxiliary protein 2. The coding region runs from base 1 to 615 and encodes 204 amino acids. NCBI's taxonomy places the organism in Eukaryota, Metazoa, Chordata, Actinopteri, Perciformes, Percidae. Gene Ontology annotation, biological process: vesicle-mediated transport. The transcript is spliced from 7 exons. The record is from RefSeq and is a predicted model, not a curated record.
AUGCGUCUGAGAGAAAGAUGCAGAGCAGAGAAUUGUGACAUGGUGCCGACCCAAAUUGACAGAGACGAGGACAGAUUGGACUGUUCAGUGGCAGACAAGUCUCCAACCAGACACAGGCUGGCGGGCUCUGCCGUGGCAUUCACCUUUGCGGCCUUCUGCUACAUGCUCACCUUGGUGCUGUGCGCUGCUCUCAUCUUUUUUGUCAUAUGGCAGAUCAUUGCAUUUGAUGAGCUUCGCACAGACUUCAAAAACCCCAUUGAUCAGAGCAAUCCCACCAGAGCGAGGGAAAGGAUUCUAAACAUUGAAAGAAUCUGCAACCUUCUCCGCAAAUUGGUGGUACCGGAGUACUCCAUCCACGGGCUCUUCUGCCUGAUGUUCAUGUGUGCUGGAGAGUGGGUCACACUUGGCCUAAAUAUCCCGCUGCUCUUCUACCAUCUGUGGAGGUUUCUUCAUCGGCCAGCUGACGGGUCAGAGGUCAUGUAUGAUCCCGUCAGUGUGAUGAACGCCGACAUUCUUAAUUACUGCCAGAAGGAGUCCUGGUGUAAGCUGGGCUUUUAUCUGCUCUCUUUCUUCUAUUAUCUCUACAGUAUGGUCUAUGCCUUGGUGAGCUUCUAACAGACAGGCUGUCUGGAGGAAUAAAAGGAAGUAUGUGGAAUAAAUGGGGACAUCAACUCUUUCUCUCCUUAUGUAUCCUUCCCAUCAAUGGCUUGGGUUCUCAAAAACCUAACCCUGGACAAAACAAGAAGACCAAUCUGUGUGAUAAUGUGAAUGUAAAGGCCUCCACUUGAUUAUAUCGCUUCGACCUAGAGACUGCUGUCGGACAACUGGACACAGUUUUGAAGGAUUGAAACGAAACAGAAAGAGGACGCAGCAGGUGUGUUGCCUUUGACCCAUUAAAUUAACAAUAUAUUUCUGAAGGGCUGGAGCUUUCCCAUGCUGCUCUUACUGAUCCAGUCGCUCAACUCACUGUGAAGCUCCAAACACUUAGUGACUGGAAAACAACAAAAUAUGUCUGUAUUGUUUGACUUUGAGGAUUAUUUUGGUAUCAUUCCAUGUAUUUAGGAUGAUAGACACCUCAAAUAUCAAACCACUGCUGAUUGUGGUACAGUUACAUACAACUGGAAGAAACAGGUUAAAUUGUACAGGAGGACUUUACACUGUAAGAAAUGCAGAAGGCCUGGCAGGGGAAUAACAGUUUGGUGUGUGCACUUUUAACCAGGACAGAGACAACGCAUAGACCAACACAACAUCUCCUUGACGCCAGCCUCUGCCAAAAGUCAAAUUCCACACUGUAACAAAAACAAGGAAUUAAUCAUAAGUUUGACUGCAAGGGUCAGUGCUUGU